Molecule: messenger RNA, 786 nt
Organism: Triticum dicoccoides
Lineage: Eukaryota; Viridiplantae; Streptophyta; Magnoliopsida; Poales; Poaceae
Exons: 4
Coding region: 1-444 (147 amino acids)
Source: RefSeq, a predicted model, not a curated record
AUGAACCCCAUGGAGAUCCGGCACCUUGCUGUCCUUAGGGCGCGCGCCGUUCCCUGGGCUCACCGGCCGACACCAUGGAAGUCAGGUACGUGGGAGGACUCCACCCUCCUCAGGCUGCGCCGCCCUACGUCCCUCACCUCGAUUGAAGCUGCCCGCUUCCUCCAGGCGCUCGCCGAUGGGGAUCUACCGGCCGCCCGGCCCCGCGCCGCCACAGUCCAGGAAGGAGAUAUCGCCGUGCGGGCGCUUCUUGAGCUCGGGAGAGGCACAGGAGAAGGAAGAGGCAAAAGGGAGAUCAUCUACAUUAAUCUCCUGUCAAUUAUUGGAAAUCCCAAGUACUUCACGAGCAAAGCACCUAUGGAGAAGGAUGGUAGAAGUGAGUUCAAAAGGGAGAUCAUCCACACCACUUGCAGAUCAGCGGGAGGAGAACAAUCAGUAGAGCGAUAGGGCAAAAGGGAGAUUUUUAUACCACAUAAACUUGCAGAUCAACGUGAAGAGGGCAAAGAUAGGGCAAAAGGGGAUCUCUAUGCCGCCCAUAGAUCAACAUAUACCUUGGUCACGUUCUAGCUACAAGGAGGAGGAUCAAGGAGGACUGGGGAAGACGGGCGGGAUGAAGGCAUAGAGAUCGUUGUUUGGCGACAGCGUUCUGUUUGGCGACGAAGGCAUGGAGAUCGCUAUUUGGCGCCAACAUGCGUUCUGUUUGGCGCCAAGCAGCCGUAGGAGAUUUUUCAGCAGACAAAUUGAGUGUUUGUUUUCAUUUUUUUAAAAGAAAUAAGUGAGGAAAUUAGA